Messenger RNA from Necator americanus (New World hookworm), 720 nucleotides. RefSeq lists its product as uncharacterized. Bases 1 to 720 code for a protein of 239 amino acids. The record is from RefSeq and is a predicted model, not a curated record. The transcript has 2 exons. Lineage: Eukaryota; Metazoa; Nematoda; Chromadorea; Rhabditida; Ancylostomatidae.
AUGCACGACAAUCAGCCACCGCCCUCACCAACCCAUGAAGGAGACACAAGGCGAUACAUAUCGCCGAAGCGUUCCGCGCAUCAAGAAGAAAUCACAUCCGAAAAAGGACAACGUGUGAUGGAAGAUUUCUUCGAACCCUUCAAAGACCGCACGCGAGACGGAGGAGACAACAAGGCUCCCAAAUCGGAAACCGUCAACGAACCGGACGUUCAGAACAGAAAACACAAGGAAGAAAAAGAAAAAAGCACAGGGCAGCAUUCGCAGCCGUCAGGAGCACGGACCAACACGGACCAGAUCUCGGCCCAUCGUGGACCACAGUCCUUCAGCGCUCUUACCAGCGGAACGGGGCAGAACCGCGGCCACGUCAGAGCCACACCCCAGAACCCAGAGAUGUCUCCGAAGUUUAACCGGCCACAACACCGCGGUCUUGAGCCGACUAGAGGAAGUCCCUUCUUGCACCCAGCGGAAUAUAUAAACAAAACAACAGGGCCGGUCACAUCAGAGAAGAAUCACGAUAGAUGGACAAAAAACACAAGUGGAUCCCAGGCCAAACCCCCAGGGAGACCCCAACGAUACGUGUUCGCGCACGGAUGGACCAGUCGAGAGCCAGCGGAUACGGCCAAGACCGUCAACGUCACUCACGAAGCUGAGACAUCUAUACAAUGGCAGGGAACGAAAAAGGAGAUGCGGGGCCCGCACGUCAGAAGACGGGCCAUUUAA